Messenger RNA from Conger conger (European conger), 293 nucleotides. RefSeq names its product fermitin family homolog 1-like. The transcript is spliced from 2 exons. Gene Ontology annotation, biological process: cell-matrix adhesion; integrin-mediated signaling pathway. The record is from RefSeq and is a predicted model, not a curated record. The annotation marks the transcript as partial. Gene Ontology annotation, molecular function: integrin binding. Gene Ontology annotation, cellular component: focal adhesion. Lineage: Eukaryota; Metazoa; Chordata; Actinopteri; Anguilliformes; Congridae.
GCAGUCCCGGGCUCUACAGUAAGACCAUGACCCCCACGUACGACCCGGAGAACGGGACUCCAGCCUCGGCUACAAGCAUGUGGUUCGGGGACAGCCCCCUCACCACCAGCCAGCCCAACAUGCCCCCCGCAGAGCUGGCCAAGCUCUACCAGCCCCUCUCCCUCACUGACAAGGCCAGCAUCAACACAGGGUGGCUGGACUCCUCACGAUCUUUAAUGGAACAAGGCAUCCAGGACGAUGAGAAACUGCUGCUCCGCUUCAAAUACCACUGCUUCUUCGACCUGAACCCGAAA